Messenger RNA from Enterobius vermicularis (human pinworm), 3852 nucleotides. NCBI's taxonomy places the organism in Eukaryota, Metazoa, Nematoda, Chromadorea, Rhabditida, Oxyuridae. The record is from the annotation of a GenBank genome assembly.
AUGAAGAAAAAAGUCGAUGGAAAAACAGGGCAACCAAUUAUGGAAGAAUCUGAAACAAUGACAUAUUUAACUGUAUUGUAUUACAUACGAUCAAAGUUUUAUGGUUCAGCUACACUGUACUGUGACACAGCACUGAAAAAUUGUAAUGAUGAUCCGCAACUUUUACUCUUCCGGGCAAUUUGUCUUAUCUUUGACGGACAGUUCCCACUAGCAAUCAGAAUGUUUGAAGAGCAAAAGCAAAAUGAAGAUCUAAGAUUAGCAGUGCUGUAUGCACUGAAACAGGCACAUAACUCUACCAAAGUUCCAGAUAUUGAAGCUAUCCGAGAAAUUGAUAAAGAGAUUGAAACAAUGAGUGCAACAGCUAGCGAAGAGAAUAUGUUCAAUGCUGCAAUUAUAUGCCAUAUUUUUGGUAUGAACAGCAAAGCUUAUGAUCUAAUCGAAAAAGCUGUGAUAGCAGCACCAGACAGUGCUCAGACUAACUGCUUAAGAGGCUGGAUUUGGUUAUCAGAAAACAAGGAUACAAAAAUAAUAUUUGAUUUUUUUGAAAAUGCAUUAAAACAAGGUUAUCCUGACGCAUAUUUGGGUAAAGCUAAGCUGCUUGAGAGACGUCAUAAUAUUACCGAAGCAUGUCAGGUUUUAGCAUUACUAUUGAAUAAAAUGCCGUCUUUUUUGCCAGCCUUAAUUGAAUAUACCAAAACGUUGUUUACUAAUCGUGUCUGGGGCAAGAUUGAAGAACAGGUCCAGCGUAUUCUGAUUUUUCAGCCUGACUGCGUUCCAGCGCAUUUAAUACAAACUAUACAUGCUAUCGCAAUUGAAGGAAAACCAGAACUGAUCUGGAGCAGUCUUGAAGAACUGCAAAAAGUAAUUGCCUUUGUCGAGCCAUCAAAUGAUUGUCUUUAUUUUGAUGUCGCACAACUCUUGGCAAGAAUUUGUGAAAAUGGUGGAGAUCAUACAAAAUUGGCUAACAAAUUUUUGGAAAAAGCAAUAGAAAUUGACAGAAAACCGGAGUAUUUGGCUGAAAAAAUGCGUAUUUUGGUCUUGGAAAAGGAUGUUAAAGGAGCUCGAGCAAUUGCAAUGGAAGUGCUACAAAUGGAACCACCGCCGCUGGCUUUGUUGGGACUGGUUAAGUGUCUUAUCCAUGAAGAUCGAAUCUCGGAAGCCAUUUCACAAAUGCAGUUUGUAACGGCAUCACAUCCAAAAAUUGUUGAAGAUAGUAAUCAAACUUUUGGUAUAGACUAUAUUCGAGAACUUGACUCUGCACUUCUGAUAAAUGUUGUUGAAGAGCUGUUUGUAUUCGCUCCACUAAUGCCAGUAACUGGAGGUGAUCAAACGUUAAAAGAAAUUGCCAGGAUUUUAACAUUUAUUCAUACUGCUUGCCCAGGCUUAGUGUAUGUGGAAUAUUUACUGGCAAAGACAAAGUAUUUGUCUAUGGAAACUGAAUCAACAGAGUUGCUAUUACAAGCCUGCUUGACAAAAGAUUCAAAUCUACCUGAAGCUCAUCUUUUAAUGGCACAGAUUAAAAUUCAAAAAGGUGAUUAUGCCGAUGCUGAGAAGUGUCUUUCACUUGGUCUUAGCUUCAAUUUUAAUAUGCAGUAUCACCCGUUGUAUCAGCUAAUAAAAGCAAAGAUCCAAAAAAAUGCUCAGCAGUAUGAAGCUUCUGUUGAAACACUUCGAAGCGCGCUGAAAAUGGAAUCUUUUGUAUCCGACGGUGUUUUAAAACGUGGAAAAUUGGAUGUUACCGAUACCGACCGCAUCUCUAUCUAUCUUGAGCUGAUUGAUUCACUGCAAAAACUUGGGAGACUGGCUGAAGCUAAUAAUCAUUUAAUGGAAGCCACAAAUCGCUGGAACAAUAAGCUUGAGGGACAACAACUAAUGUUAAUGGAUGCAAAAUUGCGGCUACAGCAACACGACGUCGACGGAGCUUUGAGCAUUCUGAUCAAAAUUCCACCAGAUCAGCAAAAUUAUUCUAUUGCUCGCAUGCAGAUGGCUGAUAUUUAUCUUAAUUACAAAAAAGAUAAAAAGAAAUUUGUUGAAUGUUACAGGCAAUUGAUCGAAAUUGAUCAGUCUUCAGCAACCUAUGUCCUACUUGGUGAUGCCUAUAUGAACAUACAGGAACCGGUAAAAGCUAUCGAAGUGUACGAAACAGCGCUGAAAUUGAAUCCAAGAGAUGACAUUUUGGCUGAAAAAAUUGGUGAAGCUUAUAUCCUUUGUCACCUUUAUUCAAAAGCAGUAAAUUACUAUGAAACAGCUUUGAAAAGUGGUCGACGAGAGAAGAUGAGAAUUCGUUUAGCAAAGCUUUUGAUACAGUUGAAAAACUACACUAAAUGUGAAAAAAUAUUACGACAAGUGUUAACAGACAGUAAUGAAAUCAAUGACGUAACAAAAAUGACCGCCAAUGUUGAAUUUCGAAUGCUAUUGGCAACAGUACUCAUCGAACUAGGAAAGGUUACGGAAGCUAUAACGGAAUUGAAUAAGGCAAACAUCACGCAAAAACGCAUAAUUGAAAAACCUUCUGGAGAACUGAUUGAUAUGGACGAACAGAAGAGUAUUGCAGCUAAGAUUCUUUCGGAGCUUGCUAGUUUGCAUCUUAGUCAACGAGAAGUUCGUAAAGCUGUUGAACUGUAUGAAGAAUCUAUAGCUUUGUCUACUAGGAAUAUUAGGGCGAUGCUUUCACUGGCAUCGCUGUACAAGGCUCUUGGUAGGACUGCUAACUGUCGUAAACAGUGCGAAAACAUUUUGGAUAUUGAGCCAUCUAACACUGAAGCUAUGCUGCUGUUGGCCGAUUUAUCGUAUGAAAAAAAUGAAGGUGAUAUUGCCACUGAACGUUUUGCUCAGAUUCUUGAACAAGAUCCAAAUCAAUAUCACGUACUUUGCCGCUACAUAGAACUGAGAUGGAGACGAGGUGACGUCAAAAAUGCACAAAAAUUUUUAAAAGCUGCUUUGGAAGCAAAUCCACGUGCCACAACUCAUGCCGGUUUUAAUUACUGCAAAGGACUCUAUCAUUCAUACAUAGAUGAUCCAAAUGGAGCAUUACAGGCUUUUAAUAGGGCUCGACGAGAUUUAGAAUGGGGAGAAAGGGCUACCUACAACAUGAUAGGAAUAUGUCUGAAUCCAGAUAAUGAAUUUAUUAGCGGAGAUAGUGUUGAAAACAGUACCGGCGGAGAAAUUAGUAAAAUCAACAGUCAGGACGUUCGACGAGAAAUGGGAGAACGUUUUUUGAAGGAUCUUCAAGUUCGUCCUACACUCGAUCCAAAUUACAAAAUAGUGGAACAGUUUAUCAUGCUACAGCAUAAUGAUCGUAACGUUAUACAGCAAGCAUUAAAAAAUUUUUUGGAGAUUGCUGGACCUGAAAAUGGAGAAGUUCAAAGUGUACCAGCGUUGUAUGGUAGUGCAAAAGCAUAUGCAAUUUUAAAACAAACACAUAAAGCAAAAGCACAACUGAAAAAGGUUUUAGAUCGAAAUUGGACAAUUGCUGAAGCUGAUGUUCUUGAAAAAUGUUGGGUAAUGCUUGCCGAUAUAUAUAUUGCACAAAAUAAAACGGAUCAAGCCACUAGUGUAUUACGUACUUUGUUAAGGUAUAAUGAAAGUUCCGUAAAAGGAUUUGAAUGUAUGGGUAAGGUUCACGAACAAGGACAACGUUGGUCUGAUGCAGCAGCAAAUUAUGAGAUGGCAUGGCAGUUGACUAAUCGACAACAGCCAGCGAUUGGUUUUAAAUUGGCGUUUUGCUAUUUGAAAGCAAAAAAACUAUUCGAUUGUAUCGAUGUUUGCCAUCAGGUUCUUGCAUCGUAUCCAAAUUACCCAACACUAAAGAAGAACAUAAUGGAUAAGGCUCGAUCGCUUAUUCGAAUAUAA